AUGCCUUUCUUCCUCCUUCCUGAUAUUCUGCAAUACUGGCCUUGGAAAAGAACUAUCAACCCUCAUUACGAAGAAUGUCGUCGAGAAUCUAUGGCCUGGAGUCGCCGGUUCAACGCGUUGACACCGAAAGCUCAAGCGGCUUUCGAGCUCUUUGACCCUCCCCUGCUCGCGUCCCUAGGAUUCCCCAAGCUAUCCAAAGAUGGGUGUCGUGUGGUCUGUGACCUUAUGUUCUUUGUGGGUUACUUUGAUGACAAGACGGACGUCAUGAACUCCGUGGAAGUUCAAGAGUGGAUGAAUAUUGUGAUGGAAAUAUUGAGGGGCCAUCGCUCUGCACCCGUCGAUGCACCCGUCAUAGGUCCGUUAACACAGUCCUUCUGGGACAAUGCGAAGCGAGUUCUCACUGAAUCAUGUCAGAAGCAUUUCGUUGCAGAGUUCGAAACGUAUCUCCUCUCUGUGGUUCGGCAGGCUGAAGUUCGCGGGUCUGAAGAUCAACUUGUCCCAGGGCGUUACAUGUCCUUCCGACGUGGCGACAUAUGUGCGAUGCCCAUGUUCGUACUUCUUCUCAUGGAGAUGGACAUUCCCCCAACGUUCCUGCAAACCGAGCCUUUGGUCGAGCUCAGUAUCUGUGCUGUCGACAUGAUCAUCCUCGCAAAUGAUUUGUACUCGUACAACGUGGAACAAGCCCGAGGCGAAGUUCAUAACAUUGUGUCUAUCGUGAUGAUACAUCACGGUUUCUCACUGGAGGAAGCAAUCAGCCAUAUAACUUCAAUGCACGACAGCAUAGCUUCAAGAUUUAUCGUACUCUCCAAGAGGUUACCAUCGUUCGGGUCUCCCGAAGCUGAUCAUAUAGCCUUGCGUUAUGUCGACGGUCUUGGGAAUUGGAUUCGCGCCAACGAGUGUUGGAGCUUUGAGUCGUGGAGGUACUUCCGUGAUGCGGGACCACAGAUCCAAAAGGACCGCCUCGUAGAGCUGCUGCCGAUCUCAAUCGCUUGUGAUCUCUCCGACGAACGUUAA
This is a messenger RNA of Marasmius oreades (fairy-ring Marasmius), 1014 nucleotides long. RefSeq lists its product as uncharacterized. Bases 1 to 1014 code for a protein of 337 amino acids. NCBI's taxonomy places the organism in Eukaryota, Fungi, Basidiomycota, Agaricomycetes, Agaricales, Marasmiaceae. The transcript has 6 exons. The record is from RefSeq and is a predicted model, not a curated record.